This is a messenger RNA of Prunus avium (sweet cherry), 1949 nucleotides long. RefSeq names its product RNA-binding (RRM/RBD/RNP motifs) family protein. The record is from RefSeq and is a predicted model, not a curated record. NCBI's taxonomy places the organism in Eukaryota, Viridiplantae, Streptophyta, Magnoliopsida, Rosales, Rosaceae. Gene Ontology annotation, molecular function: RNA binding.
ACGGUUGGACCUUAACCAAUACGCCACCGUUCAUUGGUGCAGCAACCUUUGCCUGUUUUUGUUAUUUAUUUUCAUUAUUAUUAUUUUUUAAAGGACCUUUUGACCUUUAUGAUUAUCCUCAUCCUAACUGAAAACUAGAUUCCCCGCCACUCGGAUCAUAGAAAUCUCCGACGGCGGCUUAAAGGGAUAAGCCCCACGCCACGCUCCUCCAACGACAAUCAAAACCACGCUCUUCUUCUUCUUCUUCAUUGGAGCUUCUAACGCUCUCAAAAUUCGACAACAGAAUCAUCAAGUGGCUUUGACUUGGUUAAUCGCGACAAUUAAUCAAAAGACAUUAGCACUGUGCCUAAAGUUUGUCACUUUCCCACUAUCUUUGGCUUUCUUUGAUGCUUAUAAUACAAGUUGACAUUGGUUCUUAGGAAUUUGUAGGAGACUGUGUUUCUAUGAUGGUUCUGAGGUGAAAAUCCCUCUCUUUCUUUGUUUCAGAAUUAUAAUACGAAAUUAUGCAUAUUAAUGCUGCGUUAAUUGAUGCGCAGAACAUGCUGUUUUAUAGCCACUUAAUGCAGGGCCUCUUCUAAGAGUGGCUGAGAAUCAUGCAGGGAAACUGCAUCAUUGCCUUGGAAUGUUUCUGACUUUAGAUGGGUUUCAAGUUUUUAAAUUUUAUUUUAAGGCUGAUGUAUUCAAGUUAUCAUUGGUUUGGAAUUAAACUUCAUGGUUUCACUAGAUGUUAGAAGAAGCAUCCAAUUGUCUUUUCUUCUGUUUUUUCCUUUUAAUUUGAUGUAGGGACCACUGAGGGUUAUGGGCCUAUGGCGUAUGGAUGAUCUUUACAUGUGCAAUGCAAGCAAAGCUUGUUCGAACAUGAUAAUGCCUUCUAUCCAUUUCUGAUAUUUUCCUUAUCUCUUUCGUUUAGUCCUCAAACCUUACUAUGAAAGGCUAUUAUGAUUCCAACCAAAACGAACAGAAUGAUUCUUAGAUGACCAUUUAUGUUUAUAAGCCGGUUUUAAGUAUCCUCUCAAUCCAGUUUUUUAUUCCAAGGAUUUCAGGAAAAUGUACCCUGGUGGUUACACUGCUGAAGUGACAAACUUAUCCCCUAAAGCUACAGAGCAGGAUGUUUAUGACUUUUUCAGUCAUUGUGGUGCAGUUGAGCAUGUUGAAGUCAUCAGAUCUGGUGAAUAUGCCUGUACUGCAUAUGUGACAUUCAGAGAUGCGUUUGCUCUACAAACUGCUGUGAUGCUCAGCGGAGCUAGCAUUGUAGACCAAUGUGUAUCCAUAACACGCUGGGGAAGUUAUAUUGAUGAAUCUGAUCCUUGGAACAAUCCAUACAAUCCUGAAGGCAACACUAGCUCAAUGGCUUUUCACACGAGUGAGUUCAUUUCUACUCCUGGAGAAGCAAUAACAGUUGCUCAGGAAGUUGUCAAAACAAUGGUAGCCAAGGGAUAUGUUUUGGGCAAGGACGCAUUAACAAAGGCCAAAGCUUUCGACGAGUCCCAUCAAGUCUCAGCUACUGCAGCAGCCAAGGUUUAUGAGCUAAGCAAUAGAAUUGGGCUCACUGAGAAAAUCAAUGCAGGCAUGGAAGUUGUUAAAUCCACAGACGAGAAGUUCCAUGUUUCCGAUAUCACCAAAUCGGCCGCAACUGUUGCUGGAACAGCAGCAGUGGUAGCAGCCACAGUUACUGGGGAAGCAGCUGUGGCAGCAGGAAGCGCUUUAGUCAAUAGCAGCUUCUUUGCCAAGGGAGCUCUGUGGGUUUCAGAUGUAUUGACACGUGCAAGCAAAGCUGCAGCUGAUUUGGGUUCUCAUACCAGUAAAUAAACAACGUUCACAUUUGUCUUGUCUAUUUUAUCUCCUAUAAAUUUUCUUUGCAAAUAAAUAGGCCUUGAAGUAAAUUGUGAUCUAAUAGAUGACCUUUCAAAAUCGUUUAGAAACAAUCUUGCUGGUUUUUCUUUUGACCA